UGGUUGUUGGUAUCGUGGUGCUGGUCAACUAUAUAAUUUAAUAUGGGAAUGGUCUACUUUUUACGGUUGGAUGGAUGCAUCUAUAUUGUAUUGUGCGAUCGUUAUUAUUAUGGUCAUUAGAAAACUCAACUUAGUAGCAAAUCAAAUCGAUGGCUUGGAUUUUUCUUCGACCUCUCGGUCAUCUAGUCAUCCUCCCUUAAUUAGUAAAUCUAUGAUUUUAUCUGUUGUCAGAAGAGUUAUUUGGUAUCCUGUGAUACUAUUAGCUCAAUUUUCUGGCGGUUUGAGUGAAACUUACUUUUAUAUCAAUCAUGUGAUCCCUUAUCCAAUUACGAUAAUUUGCUUUAUUGGCAUGUCAAUUCAAGGAUUCCUGAAUGCUUUAGUAUUUUCACAGGAUAUUGCAGUUACUCAGUGGUUAAGAUAUAUGCUAUUAAUUAAACUUUUCUCUCCUCCAAAUAUUCCAUCUCGAGUAAUUUCAUCUAAUCAUUUGUCAUCAAUUAAUUCCGUUGUCAAUGACAAUUUAGAUAACCAAAAUACUGUUCAAGAUAGUUCUAUUGAAUUAGCAAAAAGAAUAUCAAGAAUAUCCGAAGAAUUUAAAGAAAUUGAAACAACUUUAAGUAGACUUUAA
Molecule: messenger RNA, 625 nt
Organism: Cetraspora pellucida
Lineage: Eukaryota; Fungi; Glomeromycota; Glomeromycetes; Diversisporales; Gigasporaceae
Source: the annotation of a GenBank genome assembly